GUUUCUUGAUUUGGUACGAUCACAUGAAAGUUGCUGAACUCGCCCUCCACUUAAACCCUCCUACUGGAACUCUUGAAAUUUGAUAUCAUUGCUUUUUAGUGUUUAUAGUGACGCAGAGUCCCUGACAGUCAGAUCCUCCAAAUCAAGGACUCUAGCUUACCCACGUUGAGCUGCUGCUGGUACUUCUUCCCUACUUAAAAUCAGGAUCUUUCUUCGCCUUUUGACACCCGUCCUGUUUCUCAUUUUCGCCUUUUUACAUAUGCGUCCUCUAUGCUGUGUUAGGUGUGCUACAACUCUUUAAGCAAGUUGCAGGAAUAUUUUGGUUAGGGUUAGCUUAUUUGCUCUUUCAUUCAAAGGUGUUACCAGCCAGCACUCUUGCUGUUAAUUCCGUAAGAGAGGAUCCAGCACUGACGCUGGGGUGCAGUUCCACAAGUGUCGACAGCCCUCCCUAUCUUCGCCCAAGAGCCCAUUCUACAUGUGGAAGCUUAAACCGCUUCUCUGCAGAAUGUCAGCCAAGGAUCGACACAUUGAUUCGAGCUGCUCAUCAUACAUUAAGACAGAGCCAUCCAGCCCUGCUUCACUGACAGAUAGUAUCAAUCACCACAGUCCAGGUGGCUCCUCGGACGCCAGUGGGAGCUACAGCUCCACUAUGAAUGGACACCAGAAUGGCCUGGACUCUCCCCCACUCUACACGACGACCAACCUGGGCAGCAACGGUAGCUCCCGUAAACGGUACGACGACUGUUCGAGCACUAUAGCUGAAGACUCGCAGACCAAGUGCGAGUACAUGUUGAACUCCAUGCCCAAAAGGUUGUGUUUGGUCUGUGGCGACAUAGCAUCAGGAUAUCAUUAUGGUGUUGCUUCCUGUGAAGCCUGCAAAGCAUUCUUCAAGCGCACUAUACAAGGUAACAUCGAGUACAGCUGCCCAGCGACAAAUGAAUGUGAAAUCACAAAGCGUAGACGCAAGUCUUGCCAGGCCUGUCGUUUCAUGAAAUGCCUAAAAGUAGGCAUGCUGAAAGAAGGUGUGCGCUUAGAUAGAGUACGCGGAGGACGGCAGAAGUAUAAGCGCAGGAUAGAUGCAGAGAACAGCCCUUACUUGAACCCUCAGCUGGUUCAACCAGCCAAAAAGCCAUUCAACAAGAUUGUCUCACACUUGCUUGUGGCUGAGCCAGAGAAGAUCUAUGCCAUGCCUGAUCCCACCAUUCCGGAGAGUGACAUCAAGGCCCUCACUACACUGUGUGAUCUGGCUGAUCGAGAACUAGUGGUCAUCAUUGGAUGGGCAAAGCAUAUUCCAGGAUUCUCCACAUUAUCUCUGGCUGAUCAGAUGAGCCUCCUCCAGAGUGCCUGGAUGGAGAUUCUGAUCUUGGGGAUUGUGUACAGGUCGCUGUCUUUUGAGGAUGAGCUGGUAUAUGCCGAAGACUACAUCAUGGAUGAAGACCAGUCAAAGUUAGCUGGGCUUCUUGAUUUGAAUAACGCCAUACUGCAGCUGGUAAAGAAAUACAAGAGCAUGAAGCUGGAGAAAGAAGAGUUUGUCACCCUGAAAGCUAUAGCGCUCGCUAAUUCAGAUUCAAUGCACAUAGAAGAUGUUGAGGCUGUUCAGAAGCUGCAAGAUGUCUUGCAUGAGGCCCUGCAGGACUAUGAAGCUGGGCAGCAUGGGGAAGAUCCACGCCGUGCUGGUAAGCUACUGAUGACUCUCCCUCUUCUCCGGCAGACCUCUACCAAAGCUGUGCAGCAUUUCUACAACAUCAAACUGGAAGGCAAAGUUCCCAUGCACAAACUAUUCUUGGAAAUGCUGGAGGCCAAGGUCUGACUAGAGGAACCACGGCCUUCCCGUGAAACCACACAGUAUGGGUUAGGCCACAGCAAAGGGAAGAAACGUAGGAAUUGAACCAGACAAAAGUUAACUGUAGUGUUUAAGUGAGAAAACAGAACUGCACUGAUAUUUAGCAGUAUGACUGUGAAGCAGCUUUCAACUUCUCAUUCUUCUAGGAUUUUUUCAUGCAGAUUUUGCUGUUGAACUUUUUAAUGAGGUCUCUAAAUGAAGAGAGAGAAGGAAGCCAGCCCUGCCAAAGGAUGGGAAUCCAUAAUAUGGAUGCCAUUGAACUAAUAAUAAGAGAAAUAUCCCCAUCAACAAAGGAUUCAGACUGACAACUGUUUUACCUAGCAGUACAGCGCAUUGACUGAAUGCAGUGUUAGGUUCCAUAUGAACAGUCUGUAAUUAAGCAACGGAGCAGUGUUGCAUUGGCUGCUUCUUCUCAUUGCAUUUUUUCCACCUUAGAUCAGUUACAGCCAUUUAAUUCCUUAAUUGUUUUCAAGUCUUCCAGAUAUUUCUUAGGUUAGGAACUAUGUCUAUUUCAGGGAAUAGUAAGCUUUACUCAGUCACGCAAUACUGAAAAUACUGCAUUUAUUUGCUGGCUGGAAAAACGAUGGACAGUUAUGAAGAACAAACAAAACUUUUUUUAAAACCUUUGUUGUUGAUGUUGUUUAUGGGUUUUUUGUACCAGCUUUACCACUACAGCCAUUUUAUUAAUCUGUGAAUUUAUCUUAAGCAAUAGUGAAUGAGAAGGUGCAUACUUUUUAUGGAUGCAAUUUAUGUUGAGUGCCAGUUCAGUCAAAAUCCUCAACUUCUUGAACACAAGGUAAUACAUAGCUUCAAGUUCAUUAUUGCAAUUAGAUUACACCUUUAUUAAUAGGCUAGUUGAUCUGACAAUUGAAUCCAAUGCAACAAGAUUAUACACUAGCUUGCCCCAGCAUACCUUGGAAAUAUGGUACUAAUGUAAAAUAAUGUACUUUACAAGCAUAUUUAUUAACCAUUCAAAACAUGACUGAUAAGGUGUAAAUUUGAUUUAGCAACUAAUCAGAUGUUUUUCCUCCCCCUUAAAAGCUACAUUUGCUACAUUUUAAAACAAAUGAAGGCGCUAACCUGUACCAAGUACUCAAAUGUCAGUAUUAAUAGCUGCUCCCUGUUGUACCAUGUGACAUCCUCUUCUGUGUACACUUAUGUAAUCAAAGAUUGUGAGCCUAACCUGAGGUCAUGUAUUGGAAACAAAAAAAAAUGUUGUAGUUCAGCUUGCAAUGUUUCAUGUUUGCUGUGUUCUUCUAAUUUUAGUUGAAUUCAAAGACUGUUGUCUUGUUCUUAUUGUGGUGUUAGAUUCUUGUGAUUGUACGCAUUAGACACAGGGUAGAAUUAGAGACAGUAAUGGAUGUAAAAUUCCUCAGGAGAUAGUGUAUUCUAUUCCUUACUGGUGAUAAGAUUGCUCCUAUUAAUAAUAAGAACAAAUAGUUUAAGAAUCAGAACAAAUAUCUCUUCCAACAAUACACAUUUAAAUCAUUAAUUUAAAAAGGGAUAUUUUGUGUAACAGUUUAUUGUAGAAUAACAAUGUAUAUCUUAGAAAAGAAUUUGAAUAUUUCCAAACAAUAGGUAAAUGUCUAAUUUUUAAAUGCUGUAAAUAUAGCUAUGUUCAAACAUCUCAAAUGGUUGUUGAAACCAGCUUUGUGUCGUUACAAGUUUUUGGUGCAGACAAGUUUCCCAAACUACUGCUACAUUGUGUGCUUUGAACAAAAAAAAGACAAAAGGUUGAUGGUAUGCAUCAACCUUGUGCUAUAAAUACUGUGUAUCAUUAGCCGUACGAGACUAUAUAGUAGAUUGUGGUUUCUCAGUAGAGAAUUGACUGUACUGUGAUUCUAGACUUUAUUCAUCAUUAGCAGCUCAUUCAGGUGGUCAAUAACUUGAAGUUUAUAGCUGUAAUAGGGAACUAAGAAACUGGCACGACCCUUUUAAAAAAAUCCAACUCCUGGGAGUAAGGUGCUGAUUUUGAGUAACAGGAGCUUAGCUCUGUGGAGUGUAAGGGAAGGAUUUAAGGUUUAUUUUGCUCAUGCUUAUGGUUAGAACCAGCAGCAAAAUCUCAUUUAUCAAUGCUCAGAUCAGCAAAAUGAGAUAGUUAAAAUGAAGGUUCUAUGUUUUAAGCUGUAUCUGUUUUUUUUCUUCUUUUUUCCUUUACGAUUAUCUUUAUUUUCUGUUUAAUUAUGGCAAUAUGAUUGUGUGACUCUUCAACAGUUGCACUUGCAUUUCAAUCAGAACAAAUAUUUAUUCCACUAUUUGCAUUUUAAGAACAGACAGGUUUCAAAAUAAUAUGAAAAAAUUAUAAACAGCUAUUUUUCUUAUAUAGAACAGAAUGUUGGGUGUUGGUGAUUGUAUUUAAAUUAUUUAUGCAUCUGUGUUUACCUGCCUACAAACAAUUUAUGGCAGUCUUACAUGCAAAGUUUAAAAGCAGAAAAAUGUUUUAAAAAAGCUACAAAUACCAGGAGUUGAAGUUUAACCUGUAGUGAAAAACCAUGUCUGUAGGUCUAGGCAAGCUUUGUGCUUCACAUCUGUAAACAAUCAACUGUAUAUUUUUGUGACGUGUAUCAUACUGUGUGCUCUGACAAAUGUCCAUUUGUGUAAAUGUAUUUAUUUUAUAUUGUAUAUAUUGUUAAUGCAAAAGGAGACAAUGAUUCUGUAACUUUAAUCAGUUCCAAUGUGUACUCUAAUUAUGCCUUUCAGGAUGAUGGUAGAGCAAUAUUAAACAAGCUUCCACUUUUA
Stegostoma tigrinum is the source of this 4582-nucleotide messenger RNA. It is a transcript of the gene esrrga, whose product is annotated as estrogen-related receptor gamma a. Gene Ontology annotation, molecular function: DNA-binding transcription factor activity; steroid binding; sequence-specific DNA binding. Bases 476 to 1810 code for a protein of 444 amino acids. The transcript is spliced from 8 exons. Lineage: Eukaryota; Metazoa; Chordata; Chondrichthyes; Orectolobiformes; Stegostomatidae. Gene Ontology annotation, cellular component: nucleus. Gene Ontology annotation, biological process: regulation of DNA-templated transcription. The record is from RefSeq and is a predicted model, not a curated record.